Molecule: messenger RNA, 1383 nt
Organism: Solanum dulcamara
Lineage: Eukaryota; Viridiplantae; Streptophyta; Magnoliopsida; Solanales; Solanaceae
Exons: 8
Coding region: 187-1125 (312 amino acids)
Molecular function (GO): zinc ion binding
Source: RefSeq, a predicted model, not a curated record
CUCUGAUCGUUAAACCCAGUAAAGUUGAACUUGAAGAUGGAAACGUUGACCAAUUUCAGUGUAGAAUUUGCCUUGAAACUGAUGAGCUGAUUCCAAGUCUGGUUAAAGGAGGAGGGUUGCAGUAGGUUGAGGUUCAUAAAAUGUUGGUCAAAUUAUGAUAAAACUAAACCCGAGCUGAUUUUGGUUAUGUUUGGGCAAAGCAAGCAUAACAGAUUUCCGAUCGAAGGCAUAGGUGGGGAUUUUAUUGCACCUUGUAAAUGCAAGGGUACAUCAAAGUAUGUUCAUCGUGAAUGCCUCGAUCAGUGGCGUGCUGUGAAGGAAGGAAUUGCAUUUUCUCAUUGUACAACCUGCGAGGCUCCAUUUUACUUGAGAGUUAACGAUCUUCAAAGAAAAUGGCGAACCAUAAAAUUUCGGUUCUUUGUGACCACAGACAUUUUGUUCAUCUUUCUCGCAGUUCAGCUUGUUAUAGCUGCACUGGGAUAUUUAGUAUAUGUGAUUGAUACACACCAGAAGUUUUGGCUUCGUCUGCACUGGGGUUUUGGGAGCGAACUAGGCUUCUAUUACAUAUGCGGAGCACUGUUGUUUUUCGCUUUGAUGGGCAUAUCUGGCUGUUUCUUAACUUGCUUUGACGAAAGUGUGCGCGAUGAUUUGAGUCAGCCCUGCCAGAAUGUGUUGUCUUGUUGCUCUUGCACUAGCAUCUGUGCAGACUGUCGUACGCUUACACCUCGUACAGGUACAACUUAUAUCUGCAUUGAUUCUAACAUAUGCUCCGACAAUUGUUCAAACUCGACAUGUGAAUGUUGUUCCGAGAAUCAUUCUUGCACGGACUUUGAAUGUGGGAAUUGCUUAGGAGGCAAUGAUGAUCAAUCUGGGACACAAGCAUUAUUAGUUGUGGCUGUAAUUGUGCUAGGACUAUUUGCCCUCCUUGGCAUGUUUUACAGUGUUUUGGUUGCUACGAUGAUCGGACAGAGAAUUUGGCAGCGACACUACCAUAUACUCGAGAAAAGAAUGCUGACAAAGGAAUAUGUUGUGGAGGACGUUGGCGAGGUGGCUUGUAACGAUUGGUCACCGCCACCACUGCCACAACAACAUGUUCAGAGGCUGGAAGCACUUGGACUUGUAUAAAACUUGAAGGAGUUAACAAAGGAAACAACAGAUAGAUUACAACUCCAUAUUGGCUCAAGUCUAUGCAGUUCCAAGUGACAAUUCUUAUAUACCAAAAGAAAAUCUUUUUUGAACUCAAUAUUUUUUAGUAAAAAUUAGUUAGAAGAGUACUUUUUAGUAAAUAAUUACUGAUUUUAGUGAUAUUUUUUAUUUAUUAUCAUUUAUAGCAAUGCAUAACAAUACUAUGAUAAAUCUGCACUAUGUAUUAAAAGUGAAUUA